This is a messenger RNA of Morchella sextelata, 2445 nucleotides long. RefSeq lists its product as uncharacterized. The coding region runs from base 1 to 2445 and encodes 814 amino acids. The transcript is spliced from 2 exons. Lineage: Eukaryota; Fungi; Ascomycota; Pezizomycetes; Pezizales; Morchellaceae. Gene Ontology annotation, biological process: DNA integration. The record is from RefSeq and is a predicted model, not a curated record. Gene Ontology annotation, molecular function: nucleic acid binding.
AUGCCGUUUGGAUUAGCUAAUGCCCCUGCCAUAUUUCAGCAUUGGAUCAAUGAUAUUCUACGUCCCUACCUCGAUCAAUUCGUAACGGCAUAUUUAGACGAUAUCCUUAUCUAUUCCGAGACCCUAUCAGAACAUAAAGAACAUAUUCAAAGGGUUCUAAAGGUACUUGAUAAGAAUCAUGUUCACCUUAAACCUGAAAAAUGUGAAUUUAUGGUUCAGGAAACAAAAUACCUUGGUCUAAUCCUUACUCCGGAUGGGAAUAGAAUGGACCCAAAGAAAGUUGUCGAUGUUUUGGAAUGGACCACACCGACAAACCUUCGUGAUGUUCAAGUAUUUUUAGGAUUUGCAAAUUUCUAUCGACGAUUUAUUCUAGGAUAUUCAAAAAUUGUUGCUCCACUUACAGCUUUAACAAAGAAAAACGUUAAAUUUGAAUGGACGAAUGAAAGGGAGGAAGCAUUUCAAACUUUAAAAAAAAUGUUUACAACGGCACCAAUACUAACUCAUUUUAAUCCGGAUCGAAAAAUUGUAAUAGAAACCGAUGCAUCCGACUAUGUUUCAGCAGGAAUCCUAUCUCAACGUGACAACGAAGGAAUCCUACAUCCAGUCGCUUUCUUUUCCAAGAAACAUUCUCCUGCAGAAUGCAACUACGAAAUCUAUGAUAAAGAACUUUUAGCAAUUAUACGAUGUUUCGAAGAAUGGCGACAUCACCUGGAGGGAGCUCAAUUUCCAAUUGAAGUUCUUAGCGACCAUCGGAAUCUUGAAUAUUUUAUGACAACAAAAUUGUUAAAUCGUCGACAAGCCCGUUGGUCUGAAUUUCUUUCACGCUUCGAUUUCGUUAUACAAUUUCGGCCAGGAAAACAAGGAACAAAACCAGAUGCAUUGACUAGGAGGUCAGGUGACCUACCUAAAGAGGGGGAUGAAAGGUUGACGCAUCAGAGUCAAGUGAUUCUGAAGCGAAAAAAUUUGGAUAUUAAGCUAAAGGAGUUAUUUUCAAAAGCUUACCAAGUAGAUAGUUUUCCAAACAAGGUCCUCAAUAUGCUUCGGAAUGGCAUACGUCACUCAAAUAAAAUCUCGCUUGCCGAAUGUACGGAAGAUAACAACGGUCGGCUGCUUUAUCGAGGCAUGCUAUAUGUACCAGACGACGAUGACCUUCGACUAAGGCUUUUAAAAGAAUACCAUGAUAAACCAUCUGCAGGACAUCCGGGUAGAGCGAAGACUCUAGAGCUUCUAAGUCGAGAAUACUAUUGGCCACAGAUGCGGAAGUUCGUCGAUCAGUAUAUUAGGAAUUGCAAUGUGUGCACCUGUAGCAAGGCAUCACACAAUGCACCUUAUGGAGUACUUCGCCCCAUGCCAAUUCCCGAUGGACCCUGGACAGAUGUCUCGAUGGAUUUUGUGACUGAUCUUCCUGAGAGUGAUGGGUAUAAUCCGAUUUUGGUCGUGGUGGAUAGACUAACCAAAAUGCGGCAUCUAAUACCAACGACCAAAGAGGCAGAUUCAAAGGAAGUAGCGAAGCUAUAUAUCGAUCAUGUUUGGAAGCUGCAUGGACUACCAGAUACCAUUGUAUCUGAUCGAGGAACACAGUUCGUUGCAGAAUUCUGGAAGUCGCUUUGUAAUCGGUUGGAAAUAUCACCAAAAUUCUCUACUGCAUUUCACCCCCAAACAGAUGGACAAACGGAAAGAAUCAAUGCCGUAAUGGAACAGUACCUCCGAAGUUAUGUUUCCUACCAACAAGAUGAUUGGGCUCGAAUGCUACCAAUGGCCGAAUUUGCGACAAACAACCAUGCUUCCGAAACAACAAAGGUCUCCCCGUUCUAUGCCAAUUCGGGAAGAAAUCCAAGAAUGACUUUUGGCCCUUUGGAACAUGGUCGAACAACAGCUGAGGAUCAAGCGAACCGUAUUGCAAGAGAAAUGAAGGAUGUAAUAGAUUUCCUAAGAGAAGAGAUGUUUCGAGCGCAAAGGAUACAAGAAGAAUCAGCCAACAAGAAUCGAACUCCAGCUCCUCGGUACCAUUUAGGAGAUAAAGUUUUCCUAUCGACUCGUCAUAUUCUAACCAAACGACCUUCCAAGAAAUUCGACUGGAAACGUAUUGGACCUUAUAGUGUUAAGCGCAUUGUUAAUCCCUACGCUUACGAGUUGGAACUUCCCCGGUCAAUGAAAAUUCACCCAGUAUUUCAUGUUUCAUUACUGUCACCUGAUGCGAAUGAUCCCUUACCGGGACAACAACAGUUACCACCACCUCCGGUUGAGAUCGAAGGAGAAGAAGAAUGGGAAGCCGAAAAUAUUUUGGAUUCGAGGAAACGAAGAGGAAGGUUUGAGUAUUUGGUACGAUAUAGAGGAUAUGAUGAAGCCUCCUGGCAACCACUAUCGGACCUUGAGCAUUCACCUGAUAUUGUUAAACGAUUCCAUGAGCGUUAUCCAGGGAAGCCUAAGCCUACCAGGAGGUAG